AUGGGUUCGACUAGCGGUUUGAUCGUCGCCGGGAUUGCCGGUGCGACAGCCAUUGGCAUCUCGUUUGCGGCGAUUCCGUUUCUCACCCCUGCGCUGCGACGCGUCUGCAUACCCUACGUACCCGCUACCCCGCCACAACUCAAAAACGUGUCUCGCGCUCUUGCCGAACACAUUCCGAAGCCAAGCCCACUCAUUGAUCUAGGAUCUGGAGAUGGACGUGUUAUGAAAUUUGGCGAACAAUUGGCGAGUCAUUUGACUCCGGAAUGGCGGAAGCAAUACAUCGACUACGAGGCGCUCAAGAAUCUUCUCUACGACAACAUGUUGGAAGUGCCUUCUGAGGAAGACCGCAGAGAGGAGCACAUUGCACAAAUGGACGAAAAGUUUUUCAAUGAGUGUGACAAUGAGCUGACUAAAAUCAAUCUGUUUUUCUCACAAAAGAUAGCAGAGGCCCAGGGCAAGUAUCAUGAGUUGCAAACUGAUCUGCAAAUGUUCAAGGAGGCUAUUCAGACGCGGACCGAGCCCACUACCCUGAGGAGAAGGUUUGGAGCACGGGAUAAACUUCAUAAGGAAACAGCGAAAACUAGCCAGCAGCUGAAACUUGCCUUCUCAGAGUUUUAUCUUAGUCUAGUUCUUGUACAGAAUUUCCAACAACUGAAUGGAACCGGUUUUCGAAAAAUUCUGAAGAAGCAUGACAAGCUGACCGGGAAUGAGCGUGGGUUGGACUGGCGGAUAAACAAGGUCGAGAAGAGUUCCUUUUUCCUCAAUCGUGAAAUUGAGACACUAAUCAACAAUGUCGAGACUUCUGUAAUCAACGAGCUUGAAGGCGGCAAUCGUCAAGCAGGAAUGAAACGACUCAAGGUCCCUCCGCUCUCUGAGAAGCAAAAACCGAUCACAACCUUUUCGCUUGGGCUUUUUAUGGGUGCCAGCAUGAUUCUUAUUCUUUCAAUUGUUCUCUCAUGGUGGGGAGCAACAACACGGCCUAAUGAACCUCAAUGGGUGGCAGUGCGUCUUUUCCGUGGACCAUUCCUGUUGUUUCUUUCGGUCUUCAUGUGUGGAGUGAACAUGGCUGGCUGGGCUGGUGCUGGUGUAAACCAUGUGCUGAUCUUCGAAGUGGAUCCUCGACACCAUCUUUCGUACCAGACACUUAUGCAAAUCGCAGCCUUCAUGAUCAUGUUGUGGGCAAGCGCCGUGCUCGCCUACCUUUACGCUCAUCUCCUGCACAUACCAGCAUUCUCACCUCCGUUGGCGCUUAUGAUCGUCUGUGCUGUGGUUAUGUUCAACCCACUUUCAAAGCCGGAUUACCUGUUUCACAAGAAGUCCAGAUGGUGGCUCAUUCAACAUUGUUUCAAGUGCUUCACAGCUCCACUGCAUUUCGUCACAUUCACGGAUUUCUGGCUCGGUGAUCAGAUGAAUUCGUUGACGACAUCAUUUCUCGACUUCCAGUACUUUCUAUGUUUUUAUUCCACGGAAGUAGACUACUCACUGGAUAAUUUCCUUGCCGUUCGGACGAUCAAUUCGACAACAGGAGCUGUGCCUUGGGGCUACGUUGAUAUCACCACCGGCAAAGACAUGUGCAUGUCGGCAUCAGGAGUGCGGUCGUUUGUUUCGAUUAUACCUGCCACUGUGCGAUUUAUGCAGUGUUUGAGACGAUAUCGAGACACAAAGCGAGUCCAUCCUCAUCUUGUCAAUGCGGGAAAGUACUCUACUACGUAUUUGGUGGUCGCCUGCGGCGCCCUCAACAAGUGGGCCGAGAAAUCCGAUCCUAACGGAACGUCACCGUUUUUCUACAUUUGGAUUGCGUCUUACAUACUCUCCUUCACCUACACCUUCUUAUGGGACAUCUUCAUGGAUUGGGGCUUGAUCGAUCCACGAGCUCCAAAGGAGGCGCCGUUCCUACGUGAAGAGAUGAUUUACGGGAGCAAAUACUACUACUAUGCUGCAAUUGUUCAAGAUUUUGUUUUGCGUCUUUCUUGGGUUCUCAACGUUUCUCUUGGCGAAGCAUGGACUCUCGAUUCGGAUUUCCUAACAACGGUUACUGCUCCAGCUGAGGUGUUCAGGCGUUUCGUUUGGAACUACUUUCGACUAGAAAAUGAGCAUGUGAACAACUGCGGUCAGUUCCGAGCAGUGCGUGAUAUCUCUGUGAAGCCGAUACGGAAAGGAGAUCUGGAAUCACUUUUGUCGAAAAUGGACCAGUGUGAUGGAGUAACGCACAGAGGGCAAGAUCUGGCUGAGAGGAAGAAAAAGCAAAAGAAAGCGCAGAAAACGACGAGAGUUCUGCUACGGAAAGCACGUCAACAUCGUGUGACUGUUCCUUUCACUACUACACCCAUCACUACCCACCUCGUCGAAACUCAGCAAUAG
Molecule: messenger RNA, 2361 nt
Organism: Ostertagia ostertagi
Lineage: Eukaryota; Metazoa; Nematoda; Chromadorea; Rhabditida; Trichostrongylidae
Source: the annotation of a GenBank genome assembly